GCACUAUCAAGAGAGAUUCAAGUGAGGGUUAUAUUUCUGACAAGUCAUCAUCCAAUGAAGCAAUGGACCAGCUGAGCCCAGAAGCCAAUGAGAGAGCAGUCCUGGCUAUGAGGGUGACAGCAUCUCCUCAGGUGCAUUUGGAGCAGGCUACAGAAAGUCAAUUACAAACUCAGUCGAGGGCUCACUUCAGCAGGCAGCCAGUGAAGUACCACAGACAGGGUUCAGCAGGAGCGCAAUUAUGCAAAGCAGGCUCUCAGUCAUGGGACGAGGAUAAUUCUGGGAGCAGGGAAGGAGUUGUUUCAAGAAGCACAGACAGCAGUCGCAGCUCCUCUCCUGAGCCCCAGACCCCAAUGAAAACUCACUGCCUACUACAUGAGACCCCCAUCCCGCAGAAUAAGACUGCAUACACCUCUGAGACUCAGACUGCACCUCAUGCAGGGGUAAAAAGAACUGUAUCGGAUGAGGGGGUUAAAGCAGUAGCUUCUUCGUUCAAAGAACAUGUGGGACAAAUGGGAAAACGAAAUACCAACCAAUCCAAUAACACCCUGGUGGGGAGAGAGCGCCUGAUCCGAUCCUUGAGGAGGCAUCCGACAGAGGAGAAAACGACCCAAAAAGUUCUGUCCGGACUGAAGCUAAAACGCAGUGAUUCAGGGAAGGGCGAACUGCUCCAUUUUGUUUGACAGUGAUUGAAACGGAACUAAAAUGUUUACUUAAUUUCUGGGGUUCCUUAAAUUCACUGGAAUGCAUCCCAUUUCGGGCUGUAAAGUAUUUUUAGUAUGAACUGCACAUUUUUAGUUUUCCUGCUUUGUGGCACAUGACGUAGGCCUAUGGUACAGUUAAAUCACAGUACAGAUGGUAGUUUCCAUUCUCACUAGAAAUUUGGCAGAAAAUGUACCUGUGUUUAUUUGAGAUGCAUAGACAGCCUGUCUUGUAUAGAUGUUUGAUGCUGAAUCAUGACUCCUUUGGGAUAUGCAAUAUAUGGAAACAAAACAAAAAA
Molecule: messenger RNA, 997 nt
Organism: Sinocyclocheilus rhinocerous
Lineage: Eukaryota; Metazoa; Chordata; Actinopteri; Cypriniformes; Cyprinidae
Exons: 2
Coding region: 63-680 (205 amino acids)
Source: RefSeq, a predicted model, not a curated record